Drosophila takahashii is the source of this 4714-nucleotide messenger RNA. It is a transcript of the gene Isha, whose product is annotated as Insulator su(Hw) mRNA adaptor. Gene Ontology annotation, molecular function: RNA binding. Gene Ontology annotation, cellular component: nucleus. Lineage: Eukaryota; Metazoa; Arthropoda; Insecta; Diptera; Drosophilidae. The record is from RefSeq and is a predicted model, not a curated record.
GAAAUUGUCAACUUUACAGGUGUGGCAACGCUCGAGGCUAUAGGGCAGCCAUUUUUUUCACGCUUUGUAAAAAGUUUUUUUAAAAGCCGUGGAAACCGCAGAAAAGUCAACAAAAUAGCGCUUGGCCAGUUUCAAACGAUUGCGUGGACCAACCGAAUUAUGCAAAACUAAAGAUUGUGUGUGCGCGCCGUGAGUGAACCGAACAAUCGAACAUGGAAACAGUGGUUGCCUUCAACAAUGAGCUCUCCGGACUCUAUGACAGCCGGCCGCCCAUUUCCAAGGCCAAGAUGGCCGCCAUCACCAAGUCGGCGAUGCGCGCCAUCAAGCUGUACAAGCACGUCGUCCAGAGCGUGGAGAAGUUCAUCCUCAAGUGCAAGCCGGAGUACAAGGUGCCCGGUCUGUAUGUGAUUGACUCCAUAGUGCGGCAGUCUCGCCACCAGUACGGCAUGGACAAGGACCUGUUCGCCCCGCGCUUCCAGCGCAAUCUCACCGAGACCUUUGCCAACUUGUUUCGCUGCGCUCCGGAGGACAAGAGCCGCAUCAUCCGCGUGCUGAACCUGUGGCAGAAGAACAACGUCUUCAAGUCGGAGGUCAUCCAGCCGAUCUUCGACCUGGCGGACCCCAAUCACCCCAUCUAUCACCAGAUGCCGCCGGUGGGCAGUGGACAGGGCGGCGGCCUGGGUUCCGGUCCCAGCGGCAGCGGAUCCCUCAGCCUGGCGGACAUAUCGAGUGGUCCCAAUGGACUCAACAGCUCCGGCAUGGAGCUCAGCCUGAACAGCUCCAUGGGCGAGGAUAAGAUGGGCGGGGCCAUGCCCGAUUUGUCGCUGGGCCACGAGAAGUUCAGCGGCGGCGGCAGCAGCUCCAAGCGCCACUACUCGGAGCAGCACUACUCGAAGCGCCAGUCGGGCGCCUCUUGCUCCUCGUCCAAGUCUAGCAAGUCGCAUCACCACAAGCGGGACUAUGGGAAGAGCUCGCACGACCUCGACUACCAGGUGCGCGAGAUGAUCGAGGACGACGACAACGGCAUGAUGAUGGCCGAUGACCACCACUGCAUGGGCGACGAUUCACCGCCCACCUCAUCCAAGAUAAUAGACAAGAAAGAUCUCACUCAGCUGCUGAACGAUCCCAAUGUGCUGCGGCAACUGCAGACGCUGACCAACUUCCAAAAGUUCAAGCAGCAGGAGGAGAACCAGAAGCAUCGCUAUCCGGACGAGGCACUGCAGCAGCAUUUCCAGAACGUAAUGAAGGGAAAUGCUGGCAUGCCGCCGGGCAUGGGAAUGGGAAUGGGCAUGGGCAUGGGCAUGAGUUUGAACGACAGCAUGGACCUCAACAAGGAUGUCGAGUUUAUAUCGGAGCAACAGACCAUUGAGGUGAUCAAUCUGGAUGGAGCCGAUUCGCGCAGUCCGACGCCAGACCGCGAACGCUACAAGCGCAGCCGCAGGAGCAGUCGCAGCCGCUCGAGAUCUCCGCGUGGACGAGGAGCCGGUGGCGCCGGUGGAGGAACGGGCAACGACCGACGGCGACGCAGCUCUCGCUCCCGAUCGCGCAGCCGAUCACCUCGCUCCAGCCGCCGUCGAGGAUCGCGGGACCGGGAUCGCAUGGAUAGGAACAACCGGGACAAGGAGAGGGAUCGCGAGCACGAGCGCGAGCGACGCAAGAAGGGAUUGCCGGACAUCAAGAAGGAGCACCUCAGUGUGUGCAGCACUACCCUGUGGGUGGGCCACCUGUCCAAGCUCGUUUACCAGGAGGAGCUGUCCGACACCUUUGGCGAGUAUGGUGACAUAGUGAGCAUCGACCAGAUUGUACCGCGCGGAUGCGCCUUCAUUGUAAUGAAUCGGCGCCAGGACGCCCACAAGGCCAUGCAGGCGCUGAAAAACCACAAGCUGCAGGGACGCGCCAUCACCAUCUCGUGGGCCGCCGGCAAGGGAGUGAAGAGCAAGGAGUGGAAGGACUUCUGGGACCUCGAGCUGGGCGUCACCUACGUUCCUUGGUCCAAGCUCAGCCCGGAUACCGACUUCGAUGCCCUGGAAGAGGGUGGCAUGUUUGACGAGGACACCAUGCCCAUUCAAAUGAAGCAGAAGAUCAACCAAGCAAAGAACGCCGGUAAGGACAAUAAGGGUCAAUCUGCUGCGGAGGCAGCUGGUGCUCCAGGAGUUGGUGUUCCGCCGCCCGGUAUGAUGUUUGGCAUCGAUACGACCCAACCGCCGCCGCUGGGGCAAGUCGGUGGUCCGGUGGGCCCUCCACCUGGUCCGGGAGUACCGCCACCGGGGCUCAUGGGCAUGGGCAUUAGGGGACAAUUCCCGAUGGCCCCACCCAUGGGCAUCAAUAUGCCGCCGCCAAUGAUGAUGCCGCCAACAAAUAUGCCGCCACCGAUGAUGAUGCCAACGACCAAUAUGCCUCCGCCGAUGAUGAUGCCACCGGCCAUGAUGCCACCUGGCUUUCCAGGCAUUGGGGGACCACCGCAUCCCAUGGCCUUGCCGCCGGGAGCUUCCUUCGCACCUCCCGGAGCGGUGCCACCUCCUAUGCCCAGCGGUGGACCGUCGUCUGCCAAUAGUGGCAACGUGAGCGAUGAUCAAAUGGACAUUGAGAUGGAUUUGGAGGACGCCCCACCUCCGCCGCCGCAACAGCAGGCUAACUUCAAUCCGUCGCCCAACAAUGUCGAGCUUUCGCCGGCGGCCUUGGCCAAUGAAAUGUUCCAGCAACGGGAAAGGGAGCGAGACCGGGAUAGGGAUCGUUCUCGCGGCCCGGGCAACUCGCGUUGGGGUGGACGGGAUGACGUCGUCGAAGCGGCAGACCGUUGGCGCGCCGAAAAUGGUGGAGGUGGUCCAGGACCUGGUGGACCUGGUGGACCCGGACCAAACGCAGCCUUCAACGAGGCACGAGCGCGACUCAACCUAAAUCCUAUUGAUCACGGAAUGCCACGGCCGGACUUUAUGGAUUUUGACAAUCGCGGUGGACCGGGUGGACCUCGGGGAAUGGGACCACGUGGAAACCACAACGGUGGCCCAGGAGGCGACUUUUUCCCGCCCAACAUGAAUCACAACCGAUUCAAUCAGCCCACCAGCCUGAUGCAGAUGCGCAUCCCGCCGCCGGCUUCGUUUAACCAGCGCAUGGGCGGUCCGGCUGGCAACGGUGGCAACGGCGUUGGGCCCAUGUUCAUGCGAAACCAAGGAGGCGGUGGUCCAGGAGGCGGUGGACCAGGAGGUGGUGGACCUGGCGGUCCAGGUGGCCCAGGAGGACCAGGAGGACGACAGCAGGGACCAGGCUUCUUCAACCCUCGGAAUCCCUUCAAUGACAACCAACGAGGACGGGGAGGACAAGGUGGAGGACGUGGCAUGGGCGGAGGAGGAGGCGGCGGCCCUGGUGGACGCGGACGUUGGAGCGACGAUGAAGACGAGGGUGGAAACAACUUCAAGCGGCAACGUGGCGGUCCAGGUGGCGGUCCUGGCGGCAAUCGAUUCCGUGGCGAUCGCGGGGGCGAAAUGAUGGACGAUCGUCGCGGUAACAAUCCACGAGGCGGUCGCGGAGGACCGCGUGAGGAUCGCGAACGUCCAGGCUUUGGAAACAGACGCGGCUCGCGAGACGACAGCAAUCGUCAUUCAAUAAGCUCCGCGGACGAGGGCAGCAAGCCGACUGGCGGCGAACCGGAGUCGCGUCCUAAAAAUGCUGGAAACGCAUUAGCUAACGCCAACAAAGAAGCGCCACCAACGACCACUAGGGUGGACACCGAGGAGGACUGGGAUCAGGAGCUUCAGGACUACGAGGCGAGAAUGGAGGCCCAGAAGCCAGGAGAAAAUGCUUCGCAGACCGCAAACAGUCCGCCGCAGGAAAAGGUUCCAGCGGAGACUCAGAGCUUUGCCAAGCCAGCUGAUGUGGCGAGCGAUUCUGAGGUUCAGAAAUCACAAACCGAUGCUCCAGCCGCCUGCACGCCCCUCUACGACGAGCUGCCACCGCCAGCGGUCCCUCAGGCCCAAGCUGAGUCCUCGAGGGAAGCUGCAGCUUCUUCGCCCCGCCCGGAGCCGCAAGUCAUUCACACAGAGGCUGCGCCCAAAGAGGAUCCCGUUCCAGCGCCGGCUGCUGAACUCCAAACGGAUGCUCCAUCUGCAGAGGAACCCAAAACACAAGCUGCUUCCGCCGUUGCCGAAACCGAAGCCGAUGCAUAGGCGACAGACAGAUCAACAAAGAAACAAACGCAUCUUUGAGCAAAUUCAAGAUAAACUGUAAUUUAUGAUUUUCCUUACCAAGUAACUUAAGUGUAACUCCAUACAUGCGAAAAUUUUACCCUUUUUAACCUGAGAUUACGCAGCAUUUGUUGACGAAAGUGGGUCGGUCGCUUUUAAAAUCAGAUUCAGUUCAUUUCGCGUAAUUUAACUUAUCGAACAAUAGGAACCACAACUACCAAGGACUACGUGAAGCAACAGAUACACACAGAUAUAGUAAAUAAUUAGCAAAGGAAACGGAUUGUAUGGACAGGAAAUUGACAGGGGAGCUUGUGUGGAUGUUGAAGCCCGAUCAUAAACAAAUCAGCAAUCGCAAAACUUGAAAUGUUUAUUAUUUUGUUAUGUAUUUAGUUUUAAGAGUAUAUUUAAAACUCAGAUUGUUUCUAAUGCGCAGAUUCUAGGUACACGCAUAAUAAUGUACAAUUCAAAUAUACCUAUAUUAUCGGAUACUAUAAAAUAAAAAGCGAAAAAUAUCACUUGCAUGUGUAUUUAAA